Messenger RNA from Cetraspora pellucida, 1509 nucleotides. Lineage: Eukaryota; Fungi; Glomeromycota; Glomeromycetes; Diversisporales; Gigasporaceae. The record is from the annotation of a GenBank genome assembly.
AUGUCGCAACAACUUGAGGCGCGGCAACGUUCGUACGUGCAUUAUUAUUGUCCCUGUCCUGACGUGUCCAAAUCAACUACUACGGAGGAAGAAGAAGAGGACAUUGUAGAGUCUAUUCCGGACUUUGACAUUAAUUCUCCUCGCAUUCAUUUUUCUACUUUUCCUAUAUCAAAACUAUAUUUUUGUGAUGAUUGCUAUCAAAUACGUUGUCCAAGAUGUGUACAAGAGGAAAUAGUUUGUUACUAUUGUCCAAACUGUUUGUUUGAGGUGCCAACUGCUAGUGUCAAAAGUGAAAGAAAUAGAUGCGCGCGAAAUUGUUUUCAAUGUCCUAUAUGUCAAAAUACACUUUCGGUUGUAGCUUCUACUGAGCCCCCACCUCCGCAAACCUCUCAUCCUUCUAACCCCCCCUCAGCGCCAGCAAGCGGUGCUCCUUAUUACCUUUCAUGUGGUGUCUGUCGUUGGGACUCUCAAGAAAUAGGGAUGACAUUUGAAAAGGCAACUGGAUUAGCAUUACAACUUCAAAAAACUGAGGACGAAAGACCUGAUGUAAAAGAAUUCGAUCAUCUUAAAGAUCAUUUUGAGAAGCAUUUACGUCUCAGUGCUCCAUCUACUACACUUCCAACCUCAUUGUUGUCAAUUCCAGGCAUAAGCAGUUUCAGCAAUCGAUAUGGUGGUAGUGGAUUAGCUCAUCCACAACAAAAGUCUGAUGAUGUUGCAAAAUAUGAUGCCAUGGUAAAAGUUGAGAAUGAUGAUAGUUUGGUUCAUGAUCUAGUUCAAUUGAAAGAUGUCAAUCAGAUUACCACAUUGACACAGAGAAUGAAUCAACUUAGUGACCAACCAUAUAAAGUGGAGCGACUUCAGCCUCAACGUAUACAUCUUCGAACAAAACGUGUAAAACGAUGUCGCUCGUGUCGUCAUAUUCUUAUCAAACCUGAGCAAAAAGCUCAAGCCACCCGAUUUAAAAUUAAACUUGUUGCCCUAAAUAGUAUUCCGAAGAUUACUAUAACAAGCUUGCCAAAACUUAUUCUCAACCAACACACAGAAAUCGUGCUAAAGUUUUCUAACCCUUUAUAUGAAGAAAUCAUAGUUGAUUUGGCUUUGAAAGAUGAAACUACUGAAUAUGCCAAGAUUACAUUACCUGCCCCACAUUUCAACAUAACUCCUUACAACGAAGUUUGGGAAUAUGAACAGGACUUUAUUGCUUCAAAAGGUCGUCCACUUUCAAUUACAAGUACACCAACAGCUGAUGCUGCUUCUGGGACUUCUGGGGAUGCACCAGCUGGCGACUCAUCAACUGCUACAGAGGCAGCGUCAUCUGAUAAACAGAAUACUGAUAAGGAUGAAACUACUUCAUCUAUACCAACUACAAAAAGUUUAUCUUUUUGGACCGUUAUUGGACUGGGACCUGUGAUUCCUGAUGAUCAAAAUGAAGACCGGGAAUCUUUCAUGGGAAGCUUCCAUAUUGACAUUCAUAAAUAUGGUUAUUCAAGUGUAAAAAUUAUGUUGUAG